Molecule: messenger RNA, 3351 nt
Organism: Octopus sinensis (East Asian common octopus)
Lineage: Eukaryota; Metazoa; Mollusca; Cephalopoda; Octopoda; Octopodidae
Product: proton myo-inositol cotransporter
Exons: 9
Coding region: 145-1857 (570 amino acids)
Biological process (GO): transmembrane transport
Cellular component (GO): membrane
Molecular function (GO): myo-inositol:proton symporter activity
Source: RefSeq, a predicted model, not a curated record
AUCACGUGACCUUUGAGUUCACUUGUCCCGCAAGGUGCGAGUGACUUAGUUCUUAUCUAAAAUGAUAAUCUACAACUUAUCGUCGUUUAACUUAAGUAUUUAUUAUUGAAUUCUCUACUCACAUUCUCUCAUGAACACCCACCGAUGGAUCCCCCAGUAAACCCACCGUCAGACGUCUCCUUUGAACACCGCUCGAACGACAGAUACACACCAAAAGAGAAUAGUAAAAAGUUUGUGCUAGUUUUGACAGUUUUUUCGGCGAUCGGUGGUUUUCUGUUUGGUUACGACACGGGGGUCGUCUCAGGUGCUUUAUUACUUUUGAAAAGAGAGUUCAACUUAACAGUUCUAGAACAGGAAAUCUUCGUGAGCGUAACUAUAGCAUGUGCUUGUUUGUUUUCCCUGUUCGGUGGCUACCUCAACGACAAAGUUGGUCGCCGAUGGACUACAAUUAUUGCCAGCGUGGCCUUCACAGUUGGAGCCCUCCUUUUAGGAUUAGCUAAUGGAAUAACAUUGUUGAUGAUUGGCCGAGCCUUUCUUGGCUUCGGAAUUGGAUUGGCCUCUACCACUGUGCCCAUAUAUAUAGCAGAAUGUGCACCAGUAUCUAUACGGGGUCAGCUGGUAACACUGAACAACUUUUUCAUCACCGGUGGCCAGUUUGUGGCUAGUGUAAUGGAUGGACUUUUUAGCUGUGUCCCAGAGGGCUGGAGAUAUAUGCUGGGGCUUGCCGGAAUUCCUGCAGUAAUUCAAAUGAUAGGAUUUAUUUUUCUGCCAGAAAGUCCAAGAUGGCUCAUUUCGAAAGGACGUCACGAAGAAGCAUCAAAAGUCUUGAAAAAUAUUCGUGCCACAGACGACAUUCACGAGGAAUUUACCAAUAUUAAAGAAAGCGUCGAAAGUAAUCCAGUGCAUGGUAGUCUCAUCUAUAAUUUGAAGAGAAUCUUUCAAAGCAAAACAGUACGUCGUGCCUUAGUAGUUGGCUGCGGUUUACAGCUCUUUCAACAGUUAUGUGGUAUUAAUACUGUCAUGUAUUACAGUGCUUCGAUAAUAAAAAUGGCAGGUGUCCGAGAGGAAUCUAAGGCAAUUUGGUAUGCUUCUCUAACUGCAGCUGUCAACUUUCUGGCUGGCUUCAGUGGACUUUGGCUGAUUGAGAGAUUUGGUCGACGAAAACUGGCGAUCGGUAGCUUGACAGGUGUUUUCUUCAGUCUUACAAUAUUAGCAAUAGGUUUCCAGUUGUCUGCCAUAAAUUCACCAAAGAACUUGAAUCAAACAAAUUUAGAGAAUGACCACUGCAGCUACAGCACUUGUGAUACAUGUAUUGUGGAUGACGACUGUGGAUUUGCAUACACUGAUAAUGGACAAACAGUGAAAUUUGGUUACUGCUUGCCAAAAGGAAAUUCCUCUGAUGAUUCAGAUAUCUGUUCCACAGAAACCAAUUCUACUGCCAAUCAUGAAAUAUUUGCACUUGACUUCUGUCCUUCAGAUUAUUCUUGGUCAGCCAUUCUUGGACUUGUCUUAUACCUGAUGUCAUUUUCUCCAGGUAUGGGACCCCUUCCCUGGACUAUCAAUUCUGAGAUCUAUCCGCAAUGGGCGAGAGGUACAUGCAACUCUAUGGCCACCUCAGUCAACUGGAUUUGUAACUUAUUAGUAUCAAUGACGUUUUUAACAUUGACUGAUACCAUCACAAAAUAUGGUACUUAUUGGCUGUUUGCAUUUAUAACUGGUAUGGGAAUAAUUUUCGUCUUCACAAGUCUACCAGAAACUAAAGGAUUGCCUUUAGAAGAAGUGGAAUCUUUAUUUAAUUCUCCCAUUUGUUCCUGUGGUAAAAAAAAGAAUUACAAAGAUAUUGAUAAUGAAAAAUAAUGUCUCUUCACCAACAAUAGAGUUGAGCAUUUAGUCCUUUUGAUACCAAGCUACCUGGAAUUACCUCUUGUUCAAUUACACAAGACAUCUAUAUUAAAGGGUUCAUAUUAAAAUUUAAAACUUUUACAAUUUUAAAUAAGAACCGUUUUUUUUUAAAGUUAUGUCCCAGACACCAGCUUAAGGAAAACUUUUGCAUUUUUUUUACUUGAGCACUUAAAAUUAUUGAUUAUUUAAAAAAUCAACUGAUAUAAACGGACAGUGUAUUUUAUUGGUAAUAUGCUCAGAAAAGGAUUCGGGAAAUGUUCCAAGAAAUUCAUUGUUUAAAUUCUGUAGCAUCAUGUAUGCGUGUGUGUGUGUGAUGAAUGUGGUCUUGUUUUUGUAUAAGUGAGUUAAAACAUGUGGUAAAUUUGAAGGUUCAUGUGGAUUGACAAGAUUCAUGUGGCUGAUGUUUAGUUUGAAUAUCUAUAGAUUGCUUGCAGGAAAAAAUGUGUAUGUGUAUGUGUGUGAGUGAAUUCCAGUGGGUUGCAACUGAGCAGAAGGAAGGAUCAAAGGGCACAUGUAGGGUAAGAUCUGGAGUAAGAUGACAUUGUAAGUGAUAAUGGGUGGAGAAAAUAUGAACAUGUCAAGUGGGUUUGCUUUGAGGGAUGGGUUAGAUACCCAGCUAUAUUUAUGUGUGAAACCACUGUUAUUUUUGCUUUACUUCAGUUUGGCUCUACUUGAGCAGAUAUAUACGAUCAAAGGUAAUCUGGCCAUGACUAUCCAUCCUAUUUUCAGACAGAGUGUGUACAAGAUAAUUCGAGUGUGAUCCGAGAGAAAGAUUUGGCUGCAUUUUCUUGCUGGUUUACUAAUCCUGAAGGAGCUCUCUUGAGUCUGUUUUUGAAAAAUGAGAAAGGAGAAAAUAUGGUUGGGAAAGUUUAACUCUGUAUGUUAAUUUCUCAGGCAUCUUUAUUAAAAUCUCUCUUCUGUCUUAUUUCGGUUUUGGAUUUGGUUUGCAAGAUUCUUUAUAUGAGUUCGUGUGUUGAAGCAUAUUCUGUUGUGUCUGGGGGAGUCAUUUUCUUUUUGUGCCUUAUUAUUUAACACACUCACUGGUAAAGUUUCCAGUUUUCUCUUAUUUUUAUUUUCCUAAAAUUUUCAUUGCGUCUUGCAACCUUUUCAAUAGUUUUGUCUCUCUGUCUUAAUUUUCAAAGGUAUUGAGAUGGAAUUUUCUUGCAAGGAACUUUUAUUUUUGAUAUUUCAAUAGUUUCUUUUUAGAUAACUCAACUAAAUUUAGAAAUACUGAGAAAGUGUGUGUGUGCGUAUAUGUGUGUGUGCAUGUGUAUUUAUGUAGGUAUUGUGUUGUGUAAGAUUAUGUGUGAAGGAAAGAGGAUGCAGGUGCAGGAGUGGCUGUGUGGUAAGUAGCUUGCUAACCAACCACAUGGUUCCAGGUUCAGUCUCACUGCAUGGCAUCUUGGGCAAGUGUCUUCUGCUAUAGCCUCGGGCCGACCAAAGCCUUGU